Molecule: messenger RNA, 519 nt
Organism: Williopsis jadinii
Lineage: Eukaryota; Fungi; Ascomycota; Saccharomycetes; Phaffomycetales; Wickerhamomycetaceae
Exons: 1
Coding region: 112-510 (132 amino acids)
Source: RefSeq, a predicted model, not a curated record
GAGAUGGAUUCAAUUAUAUAAAGAGGCUCAAUUGUCUUCAGAAAUGUACAGCUUGGUAGGAGUGAAUCCAGACAUCAGACUAAACAUCCAGAUCUCAUAACUUGAAAAAAAAUGCCAUUGUUCCACAUUGAUUCCACUCUUUCCUUCGACAAGAAGCAACCAUCCUUGCCAGACAGAACCACCUCUUUCCUUGGUGACACUUUCACCUCUGAUGCUCCAAAGGAACAACAGAUCUCCUGUGGUUUCUACCAAGAGUUCUCCAACGCUGGCAACCCAUUGACCUAUCAUUACGAUUACGAUGAGAUGAAGAUCUGUUUGGAGAUUGUCUCCCCAACCGAUGAGCCAGCCCACUUCUUUGUUACUGACGAGGAAGGUAAGAAGGUUGAGGUCAAGCAACACGAUGUCUUGUACUUCCCAAAGGGUUGUACCAUCACUUUUGAGGUUACUGGCCCAGAAGGUUCUUACGCUAAGAACUUCUUCACCGGUUUGCGUCCAGCUGAUGCUGCUUAAAAGGCUUGU